Messenger RNA from Elephantulus edwardii (Cape elephant shrew), 1247 nucleotides. Its product is annotated as 5-hydroxytryptamine receptor 1B-like. The coding region runs from base 52 to 1227 and encodes 391 amino acids. The transcript has a single exon. Gene Ontology annotation, cellular component: plasma membrane. The record is from RefSeq and is a predicted model, not a curated record. Gene Ontology annotation, biological process: regulation of behavior; chemical synaptic transmission; vasoconstriction. Gene Ontology annotation, molecular function: G protein-coupled serotonin receptor activity. NCBI's taxonomy places the organism in Eukaryota, Metazoa, Chordata, Mammalia, Macroscelidea, Macroscelididae.
UGUCUGCUCCAUGCCUGAGAGCUGUGCUCCCACGCCGGGGCGAGAAGAGCCAUGGAGGAACCCGGCGCUCAGUGCGCCCCUCUGCCGCCGCCCGCGGGCUCCCUGACUGAUCUUCCGCCUCUGGCCAACCUCUCGGCCACCCGCUCCAGCAACUGCAGUGCCGAAGGCUACAUUUACCAGGACUUCGUGGCGCUGCCGUGGAAAGUGUUGCUGAUCAUCCUGCUGUCCUUAAUCACUUUGGCCACCACGCUCUCCAAUGCCUUCGUUAUUGCCACUGUGUCCCGGACCCGGAAGCUGCACACCCCAGCCAACUACCUGAUAGCCUCCUUGGCUGUCACUGACCUGCUGGUGUCCAUCCUGGUGAUGCCCAUCAGCACCAUGUACACUCUCACCGGACGCUGGACGCUGGGCCAGGUGGUCUGCGACUUGUGGCUGUCGUCGGACAUCACCUGUUGCACUGCUUCCAUCCUGCACCUCUGUGUCAUCGCCCUGGACCGUUACUGGGCCAUCACGGACGCUGUGGAGUACUCAGCCAAAAGGACUCCCAAGAGAGCCGCGGUCAUGAUCGUGCUGGUCUGGGUCUUCUCCAUCUCCAUAUCUCUGCCUCCCUUCUUCUGGCGCCAGGCCAAAGCCGAGGAGGUGUCGAACUGCGUGGUGAACACAGACCACAUCCUCUACACAGUCUACUCCACGGUGGGCGCUUUCUACUUCCCCACCCUGCUCCUCAUCGCCCUCUAUGGCCGCAUCUAUGUGGAAGCCCGCUCCCGGAUUCUCAAACAGACGCCCAACAGGACGGGGAAGCGCCUGACUCGAGCCCAGCUGGUCACCGACUCCCCGGGGUCCACAUCCUCGGUUACCUCCAUUAACUCCCGGGCCCUUGAGGCGCCCAGCGAAUCCGGGUCUCCUGUGUACGUCAACCAAGUCAAAGUGCGAGUCUCUGAUGCCCUGCUGGAAAAGAAGAAGCUCAUGGCCGCUAGGGAGCGCAAAGCCACCAAGACCCUAGGCAUCAUUCUGGGAGCGUUUAUUGUAUGCUGGCUGCCCUUCUUCAUCAUCUCACUGGUGAUGCCAAUUUGCCGGGAUGCCUGCUGGUUCCACCUGGCCAUCUUUGACUUCUUCACGUGGCUAGGUUACCUCAACUCCCUCAUCAACCCCAUCAUCUAUACCAUGUCCAAUGAGGACUUCAAACAGGCAUUCCAUAAACUGAUCCGCUUUAAGUGCACAAGUUGACUUGUUAUUUGCAGUGGGGU